CUUCUCCGCAGUGAAACCCAUCGCUUUCCCCUCCAGAAUUCCCUGCACUCCCUGCUCAGACACAGAAACUUAGAGAGAGAAAGUACUUCCCUAGUUUGAGAGAGAGAAAGAUUGAGUCCUUUAGAGAGAGUUGGAGUUCUCUAGAGAGAGAAAGAGGUGGGACUGAAGUCUUUGUCGUCAUCCUCUGCUUUAUUGUAGAGCUUCUUAAAAUGGCGGUUCUGAUAAGUACUCUGAAAACACAGGCAAUCAGCUUCAGAAGGAUGUUCUUCUUCUGAUGUUGGUACUGAAUCCCCGCUUUGAAAGCAGCGCUAUUUAUUAGUAUUGAACAUAGGCAUGGCUUUUUGUACCAAGCUUUGUUGGGGGAGAUCAACUAAUCGGAAAGGAGCUGAUAAAAAGGGUACCUCUUGGAGGAUAUUCUCUUUGAAGGAGCUGCAUUCUGCUACCAAUAACUUUAACUACGACAAUAAGCUCGGAGAAGGCGGUUUUGGAAGUGUUUAUUGGGGUCAACUCUGGGAUGGAUCUCAAAUUGCUGUAAAAAGGCUGAAGGUCUGGAGCACCAAAGCUGACAUGGAAUUUGCAGUUGAGGUUGAGAUCUUGGGUAGAGUCCGGCACAAAAACUUGCUCAGCUUACGAGGCUAUUGUGCAGAAGGACAGGAACGACUUAUUGUUUACGAUUACAUGCCCAAUCUGAGCUUACUCUCACAUCUUCAUGGCCAACAUUCAGCCGAAGGCCUUCUUGACUGGCACAAGAGAAUGCAGAUUGCAAUAGGAGCAGCAGAGGGAAUUGUAUAUCUUCACCACCAUGCGACACCCCAUAUAAUUCACAGGGAUAUUAAGGCCAGUAAUGUGCUGCUAGAUUCAAAUUUCGAAGCACAGGUUGCCGAUUUUGGCUUUGCCAAACUGAUCCCUGAUGGCGCUACCCAUGUUACAACACGAGUAAAAGGCACUCUUGGCUACCUUGCCCCUGAAUAUGCCAUGUUUGGGAAGGCAUCAGAGAGUUGUGAUGUUUAUAGCUUUGGCAUUCUUUUACUUGAGCUUGCUAGUGGAAAGAAACCAAUUGAGAAACUGGGAGCUUCAAUGAAGCGCACCAUUGUGGAUUGGGCUCUUCCAUUGGCUCGAGAGAGAAGGUUCCACGAGAUAGUGGAUCACAAGCUCAAUGGCAAAUACAAAGAGGAAGAAUUGAGACGGUUGGUGCUUGUUGCACUUCUUUGUGCUCAAAGUGGGUCUGAGAAGAGACCUACGAUGCUUGAGGCAGUUGACUAUCUCAAAGGGGAGGCAAAAGAGAAGUUUGCAAACUUGGAGAACCAUGAGCUUUUCAACCCAGAGAAUCAGAAGAGUGCAGGUUAUGCAGAAGGAUUAUCAGGUACAGAUGAGAGCUCCGAGUUUAUCUUGGAUGAUAAAGAGUUAAGAGGAGCUGCUCAUUCUGGAACUGAGGCAGGACACUUAAGCUAAGCGUCCACACUAAGAAAACAAGUGUGGAGAAGUUAAAAGUUCCGCACUAAGAAAACAAGUGUUCGAUUAAGAUCUAUAGGUUUUGUGUUUCAUCCAAUGUUUUGAUAUACGAGGGCAAGGCAACCAAUUUCAGAUCCCAAUACUUGAUGUAAUUUAGCAGAUUGUAACUACUGGAACAGGGAAAUUGACUCCCAAUGAUUUGUUCAAGCUUCUCUGCACAGUGGUUAGUUUAUUGGGCACUUUGUGUUUGUAUUAUGGGGAAGGUUUUUCAGUGGUUGGAGAUACUUUCUGUUUCUUGAGGGUAAUAUUGUGGGUACCUCUGUAUCUUUGAACAUGGUAUAGUUUUAAAAUUUGGAAAUGUAUCAGGUUGUGAGUUUGUUGUGAACAAAUGGGAAAAUCCUUUUCAAUUC
Molecule: messenger RNA, 1862 nt
Organism: Amborella trichopoda
Lineage: Eukaryota; Viridiplantae; Streptophyta; Magnoliopsida; Amborellales; Amborellaceae
Product: Protein kinase superfamily protein
Biological process (GO): protein phosphorylation
Molecular function (GO): ATP binding; protein kinase activity
Source: RefSeq, a predicted model, not a curated record